Molecule: messenger RNA, 2598 nt
Organism: Manis pentadactyla (Chinese pangolin)
Lineage: Eukaryota; Metazoa; Chordata; Mammalia; Pholidota; Manidae
Gene: C3H8orf89
Product: chromosome 3 C8orf89 homolog
Exons: 9
Coding region: 524-1012 (162 amino acids)
Source: RefSeq, a predicted model, not a curated record
CGCCCCGCCGCCGCGGCCAAUCUCGCGACAGGGCCAUGCUGGGCGGGGGCCUCAGCUCGGCUCCCAGCCGCCACCUGCUCACCCGCUGUCCGCUGCUCCCGCUGACCCCUCUGCCCGAGCCUCAGACCGGGACGCCGCAGCCGCCACGGGCCAGGCGCGCCCAGAAGCCCCUCCCGUCCUCGGUGGAGUUGCGGGGACAGGAACUUGUCGGAAGGCCGGGGCCGAGGACCUGACCAAGGCUGCCGGGCAGGGUCGGGGGAACGAGAGAGGUGGGAGUGAAACCCGGGGAAGACGGCCUGCCUGCCAGAUCUGUAUCUCCGCGCUCCUCCCCUGGUACAGGCACGCACACAUCCAUCCCUCAAGUGGACUCAUCCUUAACAUCUUCAGGACAACAGACAUGGUAAGGCAUUACUAAACUCUGAAGAGAGAACAACCCAGAGCAAGACGCAGCCCGUACUCUCAGGAGAACGACAGCCACCCCAGCAUCUCACUUUCAUCAGCACUGUUGAAAGAAGAAGAAAAAAUGCCAGUGCUAUCUCCUGAAAUCAAAUUUGAGGCUUCUAAUGUUGCCAGAAAUUCCCUUGACAGGUGUUUUCUUUCUGAGAGUAGUUGGAGGAAAGCUGUUUUAGAAACACAAAAGAUGAAGAAAGAAUAUACCACAGCAUUUGGUCUAGAAGAAUUCAAAGAAUGUGUCAAAAUGCCAUAUUUACAAGGAUUGCAAAGUUGCCAGAAAAGUGUAAGAUCAGCUCCACUAGAGGUUCAUAGAAGACUGCUGAGAGCUGAUACCCAGAUGCCUCCCAUCAGAAUAAAGAAGACCAAGGAGAUCUUUACUGUGGUACCACUAAAGGAGAAAUCAAAAGGCUCUGGCUUCAGCGAUUCUCUCACUGGGGCAUCAUCUCAAUAUUUACAGAGACUUUCCAAAAUGGCCAUACUGGAAUAUGACACCAUUCGUCAAGAAACAACCAGAAAAUCAAAGAAGGGCAAGAAACGAGAGCUACAAGACUGCUUAUAAGCAUCAUAUGGUGGGAUGCCUUCUUCACUUUUAAGGUGUAGUUCUCUGAACCUCUCGCAGAGGAUGGGUUAUGUCCAGUCCUGGCUCCUGAUCUUUCAGAGAGGUCCUCAGACAAAGAAGUUUCUGGAACAAGAAAAAGACUUGCAAUUCAACCUUUCUCCUUCAGUGAUCACAAAGAAAGGUAGAGCACAAUAAUCAUGACAGGAUGGCUUAAUUUUAAAUUAUGAAAAGAAAUAGUGAAAAAUAAAUAUAAAAAUGUAAUUCAAUUUCUAUGGAGAGAAGAAAAUUAGCAACAAUUUCCCACUCUGACCCCUUGUAUGUUAAUGGGCUCUAUACUGUCCAAGAAAUCACAGGGCUUCUCAUUAUUUUGAAAAAGGAAUUUGUUAUUAGCAUAUCAAUGUAUGUUCUUAACCAUUUUGUGGAUUUUAUUUUUCAAUACCCCUCUUUCAUGUUCUGGAGGUUUUCUGGGACAAGGUCUCUCCAUCGUGCAGGAUUACACAUAGCUAAAUUCAUUUUACAUUGGAUGACAAAUUGCAUUUGAAUUUGCAGGGUUGAAAGGUCAAGGCUGUUCUCUAUUAGUCAGCCAGCCUCCCUCAAAGUAUCUAAGUCGUGAGAAUAUGUUGGAAACCCCUCCCUACCAUGGCCUGCUCAAAUCCUCAUGAAUACCAGAUUCUUCACUGACUUGGAUUCCUAAUUACUGACUCCACCCAAAGGAAAGCAUCAGGUCAGGGGAUUGAUAAAAUAAACCACAUCAUGCCCAGCAGCACAUUAUUCACCCUGGGCAGUCCACAGUCAAUGAUAACCCAGAUUUUGAAGAUCCGUGUCUUGAACCCUAAAUAAGAGAUGUGUCUUGAGGGCUCUGCUCCAACCUGUCAACCAGAAAACACUAUGUGAGAAUCAGCUCCUUUGCCAGAGAUAUGACAAGAAUUGUCAGGAGGGGAACAAAAACAUAGUUCCAUACUUCUAAACACUAAGUAACAAAGAAUUUAGAAGUUGCCAGUUGUAAAAUGGAUUAAAAACAAUGUUUUUAAUCCAAGUAGCCCACAGGCCCACCAGCCUUGAGCACAUACUUUGACCUAGUGGAGGUUUAGCCGUGCUAAAUUUACACUAAUCUGAUUAAAAAUGACUGACCCCAGGAUGGUUGGCUCUCUUAUGAGUAUUCUGUUCAUGUGUGUUCAUGUGCUACAUACAAAUGUCAUGCUGUACACCUACAAACACAUGUAGGAGAAUACCCACAUCAAGUCAGACUCUGCUAAUUUUAAGUUUUGUGCCCCUCACGCAGUUACUAGUCUGAAUUUAAUGUUGUACUAUCUAUAAUAAAAUGAGUUUUCAUAGACCUUUAGUAGUGUAAAGGAGAUUGUAAGUAAAAUACUCAGGAAAACAUUAUUUCCAAGUACUUACAAGCUCUAGCUGACAUACAAACAACAGAAAUGCUAAUUCAAGUCAUUUUUACCCAGCCAUUUAAGGAGGUCCCUUCAAAACCUUUACUGGGAACAAAUUAUAUUAAGAUCUGUUUCUUCAGCUAAUUAUUUACCACCUUCUUUUCCCUAGCCUAUGGUAUUGAGUGCCCUAAAUUAAAUAGAUUC